Molecule: messenger RNA, 4232 nt
Organism: Chinchilla lanigera (long-tailed chinchilla)
Lineage: Eukaryota; Metazoa; Chordata; Mammalia; Rodentia; Chinchillidae
Gene: Eif2ak3
Product: eukaryotic translation initiation factor 2-alpha kinase 3
Biological process (GO): protein phosphorylation
Molecular function (GO): ATP binding; protein binding; protein kinase activity
Source: RefSeq, a predicted model, not a curated record
GCGAUGUCCGCGCGAGGCUGUCACUCAGGUGGUUGUGGCGGCGGAGGCCGGGCUGAGACGUGGCCGGGAGGACGCGGCUGGCCGUUCAUCGCGUCCGCGCGGCUGCGGCUUCGCUGACGCGUCCUCUCCGGAUCGGAGGCUCGGAGCGGCGGGGGAAGCGGACGCCGGCGGCCGCGCCUCCAUGCCCCCGUGCUCGGCCGGCCUCUGAGUCAUUAGUAAUUAUCAGCACUUUAGAUGGACGAAUUGCUGCCUUGGACGCUGAGAAUCGUGGUAAAAAGCAGUGGGAUUUGGAUGUAGGAUCUGGUUCCUUGGUUUCGUCCAGUCUUAGCAAGCCAGAGGUGUUUGGGAAUAAGGUGAUCAUUCCUUCCCUGGAUGGAGACCUCUUCCAGUGGGACCGAGACCGUGAGAGCAUGGAAACCGUUCCUUUCACAGUCGAAUCCCUGCUUGAGUCUUCUUACAAAUUUGGAGAUGAUGUUGUUUUGGUUGGAGGAAAAUCUCUCACUACAUAUGGACUCAGCGCCUACAGUGGAAAGGUGAGAUAUAUCUGUUCUGCCUUGGGCUGUCGCCGGUGGGACAGCGAUGAAAUGGAAGAGGAGGAGGACAUCCUGCUCCUGCAGCGCACCCAGAAGACUGUCAGAGCUGUCGGGCCGCGGAGUGGCAACGAGAAGUGGAAUUUCAGUGUCGGCCACUUUGAGCUUCGGUAUAUUCCAGACAUGGAAACUAGAUCCAGGUUUAUUGAAAGCACCUUUCAGCCCAGUGGAAACAAAGAGGAGUCUAAAAUUAUUUCGGAUGUGGAGGAGCAGGAAGCUACCAUGCUGGACACGGUCAUCAAAGUCUCAGUUGCUGAUUGGAAAGUUAUGGCGUUCAGUAAGAAGGGAGGACAUCUGGAAUGGGAAUACCAGUUUUGUACUCCAAUUGCAUCUGCCUGGUUGCUUAGGGAUGGAAAAGUCAUCCCCAUCAGUCUCUUCGAUGAUACAAGUUAUGCAUCUAAUGAGGACGUUUUGGAAGAUGAAGAAGACAUCGUAGAAGCUGCCCGAGGAGCAACGGAGAGCAGUGUGUACUUGGGAAUGUACAGAGGCCAGCUGUACCUGCAGUCAUCAGUCAGAAUUUCAGAAAAGUUCCCCACAAACCCCAAGGCCUUGGAGUCUAGUGAAAAUGCAAUUAUUCCUUUGCCAACCAUCAAAUGGAAGCCCUUAAUUCAUUCUCCUUCCAGAACUCCAGUGUUGGUAGGGUCUGAUGAAUUUGACAAAUGUCUUAGUAACGAUAAAUAUUCUCAUGAAGAGUACAGUAAUGGCGCACUUUCAAUCUUACAGUACCCGUACGAUAACGGUUAUUACCUACCGUACUACAAGAGGGAGAGGAACAAGCGAAGCACACAGAUCACAGUCAGAUUCUUUGACAGCCCAAGUUACAAGAGUAACCGCAAAAAGGAUCCUGUCCUCCUCUUGCACUGGUGGAAAGAAAUAGUUGGAACCAUUUUGUUUUGUAUCAUAGCGACAACUUUCAUUGUGCGCAGACUAUUCCAUCCUCAGCCUCACAGACAAAGGAAGGAAUCUGAAACUCAGUGUCAAACUGAAAAUAAAUAUGAUUCUGUAAGUGGUGAAUCCAGUGACAGCAGUUGGAAUGACAUAAAAAGCUCUGAAUAUGUGUCACGAUAUCUAACAGAUUUUGAACCAAUUCAGUGCAUGGGUCGCGGCGGCUUUGGAGUUGUCUUCGAAGCUAGAAACAAAGUAGAUGACUGCAAUUAUGCUAUCAAGAGGAUCCGGCUGCCCAACAGGGAAUUGGCUCGGGAGAAGGUAAUGCGAGAAGUGAAAGCCUUAGCCAAACUUGAGCACCCAGGAAUCGUGAGGUAUUUCAAUGCCUGGCUGGAAGCACCCCCGGAGAAGUGGCAAGAAAAGAUGGAUGAAAUCUGGCUGAAAGACGAAAGCACAGACUGGCCGCUCAGCUCUCUCAGCCCAAUGGAUGCACCAUCUGUUAAAAUACGCACGAUGGAUCCAUUCUCCACAAAAGAGCAUAUUGAAAUCAUAGCUCCUUCGCCACAGAGAAGCGGGUCUUUUUCUGUGGGGAUUUCCUGUGGCCAGACGAGCUCCUCCGAGAGCCAGUUCUCUCCCCUGGAACUGUUAGGAACAGACCACGGAGACAGCAGUGGGUCAGCGGAUGCCGCGAACAACCUGCAGGACAGCUGCCUCGCAGACUGCGGCGUGGAAGAUGGCACCAUGGACGGCAAUGACGAGGGGCACUCUUUUGAGCUCUGUCCUUCUGAAGCUUCUCCCUACGUGAGGUCAAGGGAGACCUCGUCUUCCAUCGUGUUUGAGGAUUCUGGCUGUGAUAAUGCAUCCAGUAAAGAAGAGCUCAAAACUAACCGGGUGCAUAUCGGCAACCAUUGUGCUAAUAAAUUCACUGCCUUCAAGUACUCCAGCAGCAAGUCUUCUUUGGAAGCCACCCUGUCUGUUUCUCCACCAAGGCCGACCACCCUAAGUUUAGAUCUCACUAAGAACACUGCGGACAAACUCCAGCCCAGCUCGCCGAAGGUGUAUCUUUACAUUCAGAUGCAGCUGUGCAGAAAGGAAAACCUCAAAGACUGGAUGAACCAGCGGUGCACGCUGGAGGAGCGGGAGCGCGGCGCGUGUCUGCACAUCUUCCUGCAGAUCGCCGAGGCCGUGGAGUUUCUGCACAGUAAAGGGCUCAUGCACAGGGACCUCAAGCCUUCCAACAUCUUCUUCACAAUGGAUGACGUGGUCAAGGUCGGAGACUUUGGGUUGGUGACUGCCAUGGACCAGGAUGAGGAAGAGCAGACGGUUCUCACGCCCAUGCCAGCCUAUGCCACGCACACGGGGCAAGUGGGGACCAAACUGUACAUGAGCCCGGAGCAGAUCCAAGGAAACAACUACUCUCAUAAAGUGGACAUCUUUUCCUUGGGCCUGAUUCUGUUUGAAUUGCUGUACCCAUUCAGCACUCAGAUGGAGAGAGUCCGGACCUUGACUGAUGUAAGGAAUCUCAAGUUUCCACUACUGUUUACGCAGAAAUAUCCUCGUGAGUACGAGAUGGUUCAAGACAUGCUCUCUCCCUCUCCCACGGACCGGCCUGAAGCCACAAACAUCAUUGAAAACGCUCUGUUUGAGGACUUGGAGUUGCCUGGGAAAACGGUGCUCCGACAGCGGUCUCGCUCCCUGAGCUCAUCGGGAACAAAACCUGCGAGGCUGCCCAGCGGCUCCCGCAUCCCUGUGCCCAGCAGUUAGCCCUGCGCCCUGUGCCCGGCAGUUCCCGCAUCCCUGCGCUCGGCAGUCAGCCCGCAGCGGCCUCUUCCGAGGAGCCCGCCGCUUUCCAGAGUGGCCGACGUGAACACUUUGUUCUCUGCUCAGCCUUGUUUUGGGCUGCGUUUUCCAAGUCAAACUGAAACUGGAUUUGGAGCCUAACCUGUGUAGAGCCAGUUCGCUCUUCUCCCAGGACAGGGCUCGGGGCUAGGGGGUUCUGUGUUCUCCUGGGCCGGCUCGCCCAGCUUCCUAGCACCUUUUGCCUCAGAGGUAGAAGCAUUCCCUAAAACAUAGACAGCUUUAAAGUGGAAAUAUUUUUAUAAUACAGAAGGAUAAACCCUCCCCGCAUUGUGGAAGCUCUGUUGUUCUAGAAAUACGCUUUCUAGAAAGAUAGAUUUUGAAACUGAUUUCUAAAGAAGCUGACUUCUUUUUUGUCCCUGGUGGGUAAAGGAAGAAUCUGCACUAUUUUGGAGGACAAGUAGCACAAACUGUAGGGCAGUUUAUGUCUGUAGUUUUAUAGUCCUAUUUGUAGCGUUAAAUAGUUUUAUUCCUUAGAUGAUUCUAGGGAGGGUUUGAGAAGUUUUUGUACUUUUACCUCCAGUGAACCCAGUGAGGGAGAAAUGAAGCUUCAGAUGUAAAUUGGUUUAAAUUCUUGCUGGGAAGGACGAGGCUGUAGGUAAGAAGGGAUACUGUCUUACAACUAACUUCUGCAGUGAUGGGCUUUUUAACCUCAUAAAAUCAUUAGUGUCUUCUAUAUAAUCCUACAGGCGGGUACAUCCCAAACUGAUUCUAGAUAACAGUGUAAUCAUUUCACGUCCUGAUGGGUUUUUAUUUUCCUCUGUAAAUAUUUUUAUUUUUUAUUUAUAAAAAUUCUGGAAUCAAUCCAUUUGGGUUGGUGGUGUACAGAACACACUUAAGUGUGUUAACUUGUGACUUCUUUCAAGUCUAAAUGGUUUAAUAAAAACUUUUAAAAAAUCA